Pelodiscus sinensis (Chinese soft-shelled turtle) is the source of this 4072-nucleotide messenger RNA. The record is from RefSeq and is a predicted model, not a curated record. Lineage: Eukaryota; Metazoa; Chordata; Testudines; Trionychidae.
UUCAGUGCAUAAACUAUGCCCAUAGCAGUCACUGUCUUCCACUUGCAUUCUCAGUUGAACACCUACCUCUUCAUGAUGCAAGCCCAAGGCAUCAUGAUUCGUGAGAAUAUGAGAACAAUAGGAGCUCAGGUUUAUGAGCAGGUGGUCCGCAGUGCCUAUGCCAAGAGGAACAGCAGUAUGAAUGACUCAGAUUAUCCUCUUGAUUUGAACCACAGUGAAACCUUUCUGCAAACCACAACUUUUCUUCCUGAAGAUUUUACCUACUUUCCAAACCAUACCUGUCCCGAGAGACUCCCUUCUAUGAAGGGCCCAAUUGAUAUAAAUAUGAGUGAAAUCAGAAUGGAGGAUAUCCAUCAAUUAUUCUCAAAAGACCCAGCUAUCAAGCUAGGAGGCCACUGGAAACCUGAUGACUGCCUGCCUCGCUGGAAGGUGGCAAUCUUGAUACCAUUCCGCAAUCGCUAUGAGCAUCUUCCAGUUCUCUUCAGGCACCUUAUUCCAAUGCUGCAGCGCCAACGUUUACAGUUCGCAUUUUAUGUCAUUGAGCAAGCUGGUAAUCAACCAUUCAAUCGUGCCAUGCUCUUCAAUAUUGGCUUUCAGGAAGCAAUGAAGGACUUGGACUGGGAUUGUCUGAUCUUUCAUGAUGUGGACCAUAUACCAGAAAAUGACCGUAACUACUAUGGAUGUGGCCAGAUGCCAAGACACUUUGCAGCCAAGCUGGAUAAAUAUAUGUAUCUGCUCCCUUAUAAUGAGUUCUUUGGUGGAGUGAGUGGUUUAACAGUGGAACAGUUUCAGAAAAUCAAUGGCUUUCCUAAUGCAUUCUGGGGCUGGGGCGGAGAGGAUGACGACCUUUGGAACAGGGUGCAGUAUGCAGGCUACUCGGUGACUCGACCAGAAGGAGACACGGGGAAAUACAAGUCAAUUCCGCACCAUCAUCGAGGCGAAGUACAGUUCCUGGGAAGGUAUGCAUUGCUGCGGAAGUCAAAAGAGAGGCAAGUCCUGGAUGGUCUCAAUAACUUGAACUACUUUCCAAACAUUACGUGUGACGCCUUGUAUAAAAACGUAACUGUUAACCUGACUCCAGAGCUGGCUCUGGUAAAUGAAAACUGAGAAGAGACAAUAAGUUUGCUUUGCUCUUUGCCAAGAAAGCAACAUGUUAGACAUUCUUUUGUAGGUUUACCAAGGACAAGAAAUAUAUUGUCUAAUGAAGGAUCACAGUAUUUUGAAGAAUAAAAUUGAAAGAAUACACACAAAUCGCCUGUCCCAAUCUGAUUGUGCAGCAAGCUCGGGGACUUCACUCGCCUUCCGAUUUUAAGGACAAUGGUGUGACCUGUUGCUCUCAUCUCUGCAUUCCGUCUCCUCCAACAAUCACAAACACCGCAACAGUGAUCUGAUGUGCUUUCUUCUUACGGAACCAGUUUGGCUGAACAACUCUGACUUCUUGAGUUUGGAUGCCAGAAGCAAUCCACUAGGCAACUCCCCUAAUCGGAGAUCAAGUGAAACUUAAAAUGAUACCAUUCUUCUACCUGUAUGUGUUCUGUUUUUUUUAAAAUGACCUGCUUGAAGUAUAUACAACAAAAUCGCUUCUUAAAGAAGUGUAAGUGUAAAUAAGCUGUGUAAAAUGCCUCUUUUUAAUUUUCUUUUACAAUUAAAACUCAAGCUAAAGGUUUACAUAUUAGGAUCACUUAUAUAGACCCCAAUCCUGCAAACAUGUACAUAAUUUUACUCGUGAGCAGGUCUCUCUGCUCAUGUAAGUAUUUCCUGUGAUAUAAAGCUAAAGCACUUGCUGAAGUGUUUGCAGCAUCUGGGUCUGCGUUAGUUGGUUGCUGGGUUCCAGAAAUAAGAGCCACAUCAUUGCUUAUUAUGGAAAUGGAGGGGGCUUUUGGGGAGAAGGGAAGGAUAAUGGAAACCUCAUGAAAGUACAAAAUAUCCAGCUCAUAUCAUUGUAUGAGAGGGAAUGUGUAAAUUAUAGUUCUUAUGGAGUUUUUCCAUUUUAUUCCUGUUAGGUUUUCAUUGUCCGUUGCUUAGAUUCUAGACUAAUUCAGAUGCAUCCCUUCCUCUUCUCCCCUUCCCUCUACAAAAUUCACCAGUAGGCUCAUGUGGUUUCCAUGCAAAAAAUUGCAAAAAUCUUACUUUCCCUCAUCUGUCACUGUCUUUAGUUUUGGGCAGUCAGUUGCGGUUUAUUAAAUCUGCUCCCAAAUUAACAAUGUUCUACAGUGAUUCCUCUAAUGUAACAUUUUUGUUCUAUGAAAUAGUAUUUUGAUAUAUUUAUUGUGGAAAUUGAACAGUACACUGAACUAAUGUACAUUCUAAUUGUAGGCAGAAUCCUUGGUUAUUUUUCUUAGCCAGAGCAAGCAUUGCACAAGUACAAAUAGAGAGCUAGAUUUAUCCACAGAUAUAAAAUCAGAAUGAGGAAAAAAUGAAGGGCAUUCUAUUUCGGAAAACACUGUAGUGCUUGGUUGAUAUCCCCAUUUUCACAUGUUCAGAUUUUUUUCUGAACUGUCCUCCCUGGAUUGUGCCUGUGUUUUGUUUUGUUUUCCCUCCUUGGUUUAAAAUGAUCCAUCACCUACGCAGUAUAUACAAACUCACUUUUACUGGAUUUCUAUCUAGUAAAAGUGUUCUGGGUUGCUUUUUUAUAUGUCUAUUUAUAAAGAUUGUGAGUAUUUCAGCUCAGAAGUUCUUUAACUUUCCUUUAUUGCAUUGUUUGCCUUCUGUUUCCUGAACUCUUAUGGUUUACAUUGUUUUCUUGGUUCCAUGGACAUAUGAUCCCCAUACACAUCUGUUGUGGGUGUGAUUGACCAGGCCUCUUGUCUCUUGAGAGUAACUUAGUUUAGAAAACAUGGAGUUCUUGUUGUGUAGAUCUUAUCAGUUAUCAGCCUGCAUGAGAGGACAGUAUAUCUGCCCUUGAAAGUGCUGGUAAGUUUGGUAAUUUAGGUUUAAAGUCUUGGAAUACAUGUGCUUUACAAAUGUUUCCUGACAUUUAUAGUUUGGUUAAUAUGGCACAUAUAGCAAUAAAAGACUCUCUUGCUUCUGAUUCUUGAUCUCUGUAAUUCUUGUGGAUCCUUUUCAAAUGUUGAACUUCACUCUCCCUCUUAUUUCUUUAAUCUUGAAACGUUGUUAGCAACUGAUGUCUUUAAUGGUGCUUUAAACAAGGAAUGUAUUUCAAAUGGUCUAAAUUCACAACCACAGGAAUUGUGCAUGCAUAUGUGAGUAGAUGUUAGGCUGUAUUUUAGUUUGGCUAAGUCCUUAAUAUAUAUUUGCCAUCUCUUGUGCCCUCUAUUUUGAACAAAAAAGGCAUUACCUCUACUCAGAAAUGCACUCAUUUAAGGUUGACCUGAAAGUGCCCGUUUCACACCUAAUCUGUUUCACUUUUUGCAUUUGUGGGUUUUUUUGGGGGGGGAGGGGUCAGUCAGGUUGAGUUUUUCCCUCUCUCUAAAAUGUGGAAUAUCUUAAAAUGUGCACUGUUAAUCUUAUCAGCUAAGUCAAAUACUGUAUAGAAAUGUAAUUGUUAAAACAUUUUGUCAAGUGCAUGUGCUGUUUUAUGGUGUAAAAAUUCUCAUAGUAAAAAGAACUGUACAUAUACUGGCAGCUGCAAUUCAACAAGGCCACUUGUGCCCCCCUUGUACAUCAACAUUGUCUACUAAACUUACUGGGGGUCGGGGCAUGUUCAAUGCUGAUUUUAACAAGCCAUGUGGGAUUUUAUUUGCUACAAUAUUUAUUUAAAGUUCAUUAUUUUUUUAAAGCUCCUCUUCUAUAAAGAAUUUAACAAUGGAGCAACAGCCACACACUUCUAGUCACUCACUGUCCACGGUAGAAUUAAAUCUUAGAUAGUAUACAUCCAUCAUCAUGGCUUUUGAACUUCUCUUAAGUUUUUAAGAGGUGCCAGGUACAUGUUUGCACUGAAACGUAGUGUUUUAAGAGACACACACAACUUUUUUCAGCAGAGCAAUCCUUUGUAUCAUUACAUUUAUUUACCCAUGUGUUUGUACAUUUUUGUAUUUAAUUUAUGAAUGAUUUUUCAGUAAAAAAAAUACAUAUUCAAGAACCAAGAAACUGCAGUGAAGUCUCUUAUGGU